CAGAAUACAAAGCUCUUCCACGUUUUUCGAAUCAUUGGAACAACAAGCAUAGUUUUCUAGUGAAUUUUGAUCAUGGAUUCUUCUGCUGAUUUUGAAAAUGUGUGCGAGAACCCGAACAUCUUUUCUGAAAUACCUGAAAAUGUAAAUCAAAUGGACGCGACAGAAUCCACAAACAAUUCAAUAUCCGGCGGACGAACCAGGAAGAAACCAGUCCAAAUUGUUGCUUCCAGUGGAAACAGUAGCGCUUCAAGUUCAACCAGGUCAAGUCCUGUGGCGGGAAAGGGUGACAAGUUACCUGGUGCUGUGAAUAACGUGGAGGACAAUUUAGAGAACUUCUCUCUUUCGUUUCGUGAAAAUAUACCCAAAGUUUCCAGAGCACGACCUAUGCGGAAGGGAGACCUGGUUGCGAACUAUGAUUGCCAAAUCCAAGAACCCCACAAAAUGCCACUAUUUGCUGUCGACAUUGCGCCAUACGUACUGCCGCCAAUCAGCGGCGAGGAGGUUGCAAUGGGAACCCAAGAGGAACGGGAAGCACUGAAGGAAAAUUUGGCAAGGGAGACAAAGAGAAUUAGAGCUCUGAAGAGUCUGUGUGCCUCGAAGAAGCAUUUGAAUCAGUGGGAUAUGUACCCGUCUGAUUACCAACAGGUGUUGACUGAUGAAGCGAAGAAGCGGUUGGAUAAGGGCAAGAAACAGAGGGAGGUAUUAGGGCAGUACCCACAGUAUCUGGUGGCAACGUCAGGAGGGAAGAACGUGUGCAUUUAUGUCACGACUGAAGCUCCGGGAAGCAAACUACUAUUGAGAAACGUUUUCGAAGACGUUGAUGGCGACGAAUUUUAUAGUAUCAAGUUUACUCGGAUUCGAAGCAAAAGAAAAGACGGUUCUGAACAUGAUUACAAAGUACUGGUCUGCGCGGGACUCCAUGGAACCUUACGAGUUCUCAAUGUCCGUCAAGGGAAAUCAUUGUAUGCUAUUGAAUCUGCAGCGGGACAAGGCAUCAACGAGAUUGCAGUUCAUCCCAAGUUACCCGAAAUUGUGGCUUGUGUGUCUAAAGAUUUGACCGUCCGUGUUUGGAAUAUUUUCAGCUCCGUUCAAGUGUUGUUAUUGACAUCAGCCGCUCUAUACGGUCACGUGAGUGAAAUACUAACACUUGAUUGGUCACCUGACAAGGGAAAUAAAUUAGUGACAAGUGGUAUGGACAACAGUCUGGUAUUGUGGGAUAUUUCGGACCAAAAGUACAAGGAUGCUUUGGAGUAUUCGUAUGUGUACAAAGAAGAAGCAAGUGCCAGCAUGAAACGAAGAUACGACAACCACCGCAAACCUCAGCUGCCUCUCCAAGUCUGUUUUCCUCAACUUGUGAACAAAUCUAUCCACAAAAACUACGUCGACUCUGUCAAAUUUCUAACAAAAGACAUCAUAAUAUCAAAGAGCUCUGAGAACUACAUCGCAGCUUGGACCGAUCAGACAACGAGAACCGAAGACAAUACAGUGAAGAGCUUGUGUAGCAUACUGUUCCAGUACGAGUUGACGGCUUCGAAGAUCUGGUUCAUGAAGUUAGCCCUCCAGCCAAAAACCAGGCGUUUGCUGGCUCUGGGUUUGCAAGACGGCCGCAUAAUGGUGAUGGACUUGAAAAGUGACCCCGACCCCCAGAAGUUUAGGAUUAAUUUCUUGAGGGCGACCGGAAAUGUUGCAAUAUCAGCCAUUAGACACGUAGCUUUUUCACCAGAUUCCAGAGUGCUAAUUGGAGUGACUCAGGAUGCAAAGGUGGUGAAGUUCUCUCUCAACGGCGCUGCUAUUAUUGACAAACGCAUCAAAUUUGGCAUAUAUCCCAUAAUCGCACUGAACGAAGAAGCAUUCGAAGAUUUCCUUUCCUCGGGAACAGAAAAGAGCAACACCGCCUCAUCAUCUGAUUUCGAAAAGACUAAAUCUGAACCAGUUGCAAUGUCCGAAAAUGCGAAUCUGGCUGAACAAAAUGACAAGUAUGAACUAGUACCGAUUGAAGCAAUUUUGGGCGACGAAAGCGAAUUAUGUUCGACUGAUGAAAACGUUUCUAUGGAGGUCGAUAUUCCAACAGCUGUCAUAUGAUUUAUGGAUAUUUCAAGUUUUUGGAUAUGGAAGGACUAUAACAUUUAUCGUGGUCCGAAAAUAGUGUAUUGAUUUUAUUUGGUAAUUUCGACCAAUUUGCACUUUGUUUUUGAAUGAAGCAUAUUUUUGUUUUCUGGCAAUUUUUUUUGAGUUAUAAAAUUGGAUGUUAUAGCUUUAAUUCUAACUUAGUAAAUGCAACGACAAGACUUCUAAGGUGAGACUUCAUGGGGUAAUUUAAUUUUUAUGUGCCUAACUAUACUGACAUAGUUGUUUUUACACUUGCGAAGCGAAGUGUAUUAGUAGGAGUUUUAUGUUUUUCCAACCU
Molecule: messenger RNA, 2407 nt
Organism: Symsagittifera roscoffensis
Lineage: Eukaryota; Metazoa; Xenacoelomorpha; Acoela; Convolutidae
Exons: 5
Coding region: 73-2082 (669 amino acids)
Biological process (GO): negative regulation of transcription by RNA polymerase II; heterochromatin formation
Cellular component (GO): ESC/E(Z) complex
Molecular function (GO): protein binding; nucleosome binding
Source: RefSeq, a predicted model, not a curated record